Molecule: messenger RNA, 1029 nt
Organism: Zychaea mexicana
Lineage: Eukaryota; Fungi; Mucoromycota; Mucoromycetes; Mucorales; Lichtheimiaceae
Product: nucleotide-diphospho-sugar transferase
Exons: 6
Coding region: 1-1029 (342 amino acids)
Biological process (GO): protein N-linked glycosylation; cell wall mannoprotein biosynthetic process
Cellular component (GO): Golgi apparatus; membrane
Molecular function (GO): alpha-1,2-mannosyltransferase activity
Source: RefSeq, a predicted model, not a curated record
AUGGUGGUGCAGCAACAACAUCAACAACAACAGCCACCGCGUGUCAAAGGAGCAUUUGUUGCCUUGGCACGCAACAGAGAAGUACAUGCGAUGCGAUCAUCGAUGCGCUAUUUGGAAGACCGGUUCAACCACAAAUACAAGUACUCAUGGAUCUUUCUCAACGAGGAACCAUUCACAGAGGAAUUCAAGAACCUGACGCGUUCAAUGACCGAUGCCGAAACCUUCUAUGGUCAAGUCCCUGUGGAACAUUGGAGUUAUCCUGACUGGGUCAAUCAAACCUAUGCCAAAGAAUGUCGUCAAGCCAUGGUCGACCAGAAUAUCGUGUAUGGUGGCAGUGAAAGUUAUCGCCACAUGUGUCGUUUCCAGUCUGGAUUCUUUGUCCAGCAUCCGUUGUUGGAUGGACUUGAUUAUUACUGGCGGGUUGAACCUGGAGUCAAGUUUUCUUGCGACAUUGAAUACGAUCCUUUCCGUGUAAUGCAAGAACGCGAUUUGAAGUAUGGUUUCACAAUCGCUUUAGAGGAAUUUUAUGCAACAGUGCCUACAUUGUGGGACACGACUAUGGAUUUUGUGAAAGACCAUCCAGAGUACAUAUACCCAAAGACAAACCCGGACAGUCUGUUCAAGGUCAUCACAAACGACAAUGGCUUGUCGUAUAACUUGUGCCACUUUUGGAGUAAUUUUGAGAUUGGCUCGGUCUCAUUCCUGCGCUCAGAAAGAUAUCAAGCGUAUUUCCGUCACCUUGACCAAGCCGGUGGUUUCUUUUAUGAACGAUGGGGUGAUGCACCUGUACACUCGAUCGCUGUAGCACUUAUGCUUGGUGCCAGUGAAGUCCAUUGGUUCUACGAUAUCGGGUACAAGCAUGACAAUUUCGAACAUUGUCCUACAGAACCUGACUGGCUUGUGCACGGCAAAUGCUAUUGCGAUCCCAUCACCUCUUUUGAUUAUGUGGACGGAAGCUGCAUCACGAAAUACCUGCAAGUGACCAACACCACAGUGAACGACUACAUCACCACGCCACAGGAAGAUUAA